GCUUUCGUGUCGAAUGGCAGAUUUCGAAGCCUCUGGAAUCAGAAACCGGACCGGAGUCUUCACCACCUAUAUAUAGCUCCAAUUCACACUCUCUCAUUCAGCAAUUAUAGUCACAAUCUUUUAUUUGAGUUUCUGAGAUUUGGAUUGGAGCUCCGGAGACCAGUCGGAUCUUACCAUUAAUUUCUCGAAGUUUUGAUCGGCAAUCUUCUGAAUUCUGAUUGAAAGUUCGUCAUUCAAGAGAAUUUCAUAUAAUUUUAGUUUGUUUCUAUUUUCUCUUAUUUGUUUCUAUAUAAAUUGUUGAUUAUUUUAGGUAAAGUGCCACAAAAAGAUGCAGGUUUGGCUUUGUUUUUUAUAAGUUAAUUGUCUUAGAUUAAGAGCUAAGCUCUGUUUUGUUUGGUUACCUAGAAAAUAUACUGAAGGGAGGAGAGUGAUUCGAGGGCGUACAUUUUCUUUUGUAGUUUAUAAAGAGUACGAAACUGAACAUAUUCUAAAUUUUUGUUCGUUUUCUCGGGACUAUGAUUAAGAACAAGUACGGUUUAAGUAUUUUUUUUUUUCUUUUUUCCUUCUCUUGGUGGUCAAACAGAUGUUUAGACGUAUAGUUUUUAUUAGGAGUAAUAUAUGAGACACGUCAUGUUAAAAACUAGGCUUGUGUCAUUUAUCAUGCGGUUAAUGUGGAUGCGAACAUGUUCUUGAAUUUCUGUGAUUUUUUAAGAAAAAGGACGUCUGAUUAUCUCGAAUUUGAUUGUUGUUUUUAUUCUGUACUUGGAUUAUAUAUUUUUGUUGCUUCUAAUUGGAAAAUUUGAUUGUCUCGUGGUACUGUUCUUUGUUGUUGUUGUUGUCGUCUUAAUAUCAUGUUUGCAUUUCUGGUAUAAUAUUGAUUUUUUUUUUCGUUUGAUACCUUUUCUGGUGUAUCGCUUGGUAGUAGUUUGUUGCUUUGCUUUGAUAUCAGUUGGCCUUGUGGCACCUUAUUUCGCUUAAAAUAUUAUAUAGUUUGUGAUGGCUGUCAUGAUGUUAGUGGUUAUGGCCAAUCAUGUAUAUAAUGAUUGGAUAUCAGAUGCUUUCCUGUUGUGUCUGUAUUGUUUUCUUAGGGUGGUUAUGAGGUUCAUUGCUCAUUAAUUCUUGGUAAUCUUGAUGUUGAUGCCAAGUGCCAGUAUCAUUGACAUUGUCUAGAUUGCAAAUUUUCAUAAAAUUACUUGGAAAUGGAAAAAUUAUAUAAUUUGCUAGUUUGAUUAUCUAAAUUAGGUGCAUUAGUUGUGCUAGUCAUAAAUUAAUAAAACCAGUAUCAAAAUCAAGAUCCAUUGGAAAAUCAGAUGAGUAGGAAGGAAAUCUAACUUUCUAACUAUUUAGAUUCUAGCCUAUUAGCAGCCACUGUGAUGGUUAUCUAGUUGUUCUGGCUGUGAGAGCACUGUUAUUUAUGGCAAAAUUGCGUCAGUAGAACCUUAUAUCCACGUUGAGAGGUCCAGAAUCAUUAUGGUCGGCUGGUAGUUUAUUGCUAGUGACCAUGUGGCCUGACCAUUCUCUUGAUCCAAAUUUUGCCUUUAUUUCCCAUGAGUGAUGGUCGAUUUUGAGAUGUUGAGCUGUGCAUCUUCCCAUAGAGCAAGCUACUACCCUGGGAGGAGUAUUUAGAAAGGGACAUGUUUUCCUUUGGGAAUGCAACUUCACAGGAUAAGCAGUUUGAAUUGAUGCAUACUAAAACUUGAGGUGGUUUUGUUGUGGUAAUACCAUUUCGGGAUUUAGAUUUAGGUUUUUAUUUGUAUGAUGACUUAUUAGUUGCAAGUGUUCAGGAUUGUCCAGGUUUAUGGGUGAGACUAAAAACGAUUAAGUACUUACUAUGGGGUAGAUUCUGUAGGUUUUUUUCUGUGCAAGUCCUCAUGUCUGUUUCUUAUAGUUCUGAACAACAGUGUGCGGUGUUUGUACCAGGCCUGGAAACCAAUUAAUUGAUUUGUUGCUCCUAGGUUGUGGUUUUGCAUCAAGCCACCCAAUAAUUUUCGUCCUAUUAUGCUGUAUUGAGAGUGAACUGGGGGAUGAGUGUAUUUGUUCUACUAGAGUUCCGUGUUCUGUCUAGAAUAUUCCAUCCAUAUUAAACUUGGUUGUCUUCAUAGCCUGUUAUUGACUAAUUACAUGCGUCAGUAGACAGAAUAGUGUUGCUCCACUAGUUGGUUUGCAUCUUCUCCAAUCAGGGGAAAAUUGUCCUUUGCCCAUUCAUGUAGAUAUGAAGGUGUAAUUCUAAUGUUGGUUGAAAUCCUACUAUCACUAUAUGGAGAGAACUGGCUAGGAUAACAUGUUACUGAAGAGACGCAUCUGAAGUUGUGAAGAUUUUAAUGAUUUAUGCUUUGGGUAAGUUCAGUCUCAAAGGAGAUUUGGUGCAGAGUUUAAAGUGGAGGUAGGCCUGUCUUGAUGGAGAAUGAAGACAACAAAAUUUCUGCAAUCUCACUACUCUUUCCCCUCUAUUUAUAUGCAUUUUAGACCACAUUUGAUUGUGUGAUCGAUUGCUUUUACCAUAGGUUGUGACGUCUAGUGGUCAUUUCCAGUAUAUUUCAUUUGGUUCUGGGACCUCAAGGAAUCAGGUGAUCAUGCAAAUAGUAUUGCUCUCUCACAGCUGGAGCUUCCAGAGUUUCUCUCAGCUGCUCUGUAGUUUAUGUUUGGGAGUUAAUAGAUCUGCUUGUUUUGAUGAAUCCUUCUCUUGGAGUAGUGCUGAUUGGAGCUGUUCAACCUUGGGUGUUGUAGCUGCUGAUUUCCAUUGGACUGCAGCAGUGUAGAAGAAAGCAACAAUGUCAUGGAGUGUUUGCCUGUCUUGUUCAGGCCACUAGAUUUGUUUUAAGUAAUAGAAUAUUUUCUAAAUGUAUCCAUAUAUGCAGGUGCCCUAGGCUUUUUGCCAACUUCAGCUAUCUGAUCUCUGCAUAGUACUUUGCAAUGGUGGAAGUAACAGCCUAUUAUUCUGACUAUCAACAGUUUGAGCCAAGGAACAUAUCUUGGAAAUUGGAGGAAACUGAGGCACUGAUCUCAGACUCUCAGCUGGAAAAUGGGGAGUGCAGUUUUGGAGUAGUAUCACCAGAUAUGAAUAUGACUGAAUUACUACAGAGGGGGAAGAUGGAUUAUGGAUGCCAACACUAUAGAAGACGGUGCCGCAUUAGAGCUCCUUGUUGCAAUGAAAUCUUUGAUUGUCGUCAUUGUCAUAAUGAUGCUAUGAACAAUAUUAAUGUUGAUCAGAAGCUUAGACAUGAUAUCCCACGCCAUCAAGUCAAACAGGUGAUAUGCUCUCUUUGUGGGACUGAACAAGAAGUUCAACAAGUCUGUGUUAAUUGUGGCGUAUGCAUGGGAGAAUAUUUUUGCAAGAUUUGCAAGCUGUUUGAUGAUGAUACAUCCAAGAAACAGUAUCACUGUGAUGGGUGUGGCAUUUGCAGAAUUGGUGGAUGUGAGAAUUUCUUCCAUUGCUACAAGUGUGGUUGCUGCUACUCAAUCCUUUUGAAGAACAGCCACCCAUGUGUUGAAGGUGCAAUGCAUCGUGACUGCCCUGUUUGCUGUGAGUACUUAUUUGACUCAAGGAAAGAUGUAACCGUCAUGCCAUGUGGGCACACGAUUCACAGAAACUGCUUGAAGGAGAUGAGAGAACAUUUUCAGUAUGCUUGCCCUCUCUGUUCUAAGUCAGUCUGUGAUAUGUCCAAGGUCUGGGAGAAAUAUGACGUGGAGAUUGCAGCUACACCAAUGCCAGAACCAUACCUAAACAAAAUGGUUUGGAUUCUUUGCAACGAUUGCGGUAAGACCUCAAAUGUACAUUUCCAUGUGGUGGCUCAGAAGUGUCCAAAUUGCAAGUCCUAUAACACUCGCGUAACAAGGGGUUGAGGAAGCGUGCGCAAGUUGCAAAAUGGCUAUAUAACUGUGACAGUUCUGUGCUCGUGGGCUAUGGAUUGACAUACCUCGCAGCAACUGAGACACGACCAUGGUGGCUUGAAGUGGGUGAUUGACGUGCUAUCAUGGGGACUCACCUUGUGUUGUUCGAGUAUUUUUUUUUCUUUUUCUCCUUGUCAGCUUCUUUGUGUUAUGCUUCAUUUAGGCAGAAUGGUGUACAUGGUUUCUUUUAUUAAUUACGUAGUCGUACUUGGCAUUGUUUGUUAA
Molecule: messenger RNA, 4116 nt
Organism: Mangifera indica (mango)
Lineage: Eukaryota; Viridiplantae; Streptophyta; Magnoliopsida; Sapindales; Anacardiaceae
Product: probable E3 ubiquitin-protein ligase RZFP34
Exons: 11
Coding region: 2914-3843 (309 amino acids)
Biological process (GO): ubiquitin-dependent protein catabolic process; protein ubiquitination
Cellular component (GO): nucleus
Molecular function (GO): zinc ion binding; ubiquitin protein ligase activity
Source: RefSeq, a predicted model, not a curated record